This is a messenger RNA of Endocarpon pusillum Z07020, 468 nucleotides long. Its product is annotated as 40S ribosomal protein S18. The record is from RefSeq and is a predicted model, not a curated record. Bases 1 to 468 code for a protein of 155 amino acids. Gene Ontology annotation, cellular component: cytosol; small ribosomal subunit; ribosome. The transcript has 3 exons. Gene Ontology annotation, biological process: translation. Gene Ontology annotation, molecular function: RNA binding; structural constituent of ribosome. Lineage: Eukaryota; Fungi; Ascomycota; Eurotiomycetes; Verrucariales; Verrucariaceae.
AUGUCUUUGGUCAGCUCUGAGAAGAGCAACUUUCAAUUCAUCCUACGUCUCCUCAAUACCAACGUCGAUGGCAAACAAAAGAUCAUGUACGCUUUGACCAAGAUCAAGGGUGUUGGCCGAAGAUACUCCAACUUGGUCUGUAAGAAAGCUGAUGUCGAUCUGAACAAACGUGCUGGCGAAAUCACAUCGGAAGAGCUUGAACGAAUUGUCACUAUCAUCCAAAACCCUACGCAAUACAAAAUUCCUACCUGGUUCUUGAACAGGCAGCGGGAUAUUGUCGAUGGCAAAGACACUCAAGUUUUGGCGAACAGCAUGGAGAGCAAGCUUCGAGAGGAUUUGGAACGGCUGAAGAAGAUUCGGUCUCACCGUGGCCUGCGUCACUAUUGGGGCCUGAGAGUUAGAGGGCAGCACUCAAAGACCACUGGCAGAAGAGGUCGUACCGUUGGUGUCAGCAAGAAGAAGGGUUAG